Molecule: messenger RNA, 639 nt
Organism: Oppia nitens
Lineage: Eukaryota; Metazoa; Arthropoda; Arachnida; Sarcoptiformes; Oppiidae
Product: hybrid signal transduction histidine kinase B-like
Exons: 3
Coding region: 49-639 (196 amino acids)
Source: RefSeq, a predicted model, not a curated record
AAUGUCAAAAAGGUUUGAAUAGAUUGAUAUAUCAGUACAUCUUAUUUGAUGAUGAAAUAUAUGACAAUUAUUGUAGUCAUUUGUUUAUCAUUUUUAUUUACCGUUUAUUGUUUGAAAAACUAUGACCAGUAUUUACUGGAUAACAAUAGUGACAUUGAUUACGAUCAGUUGAUGUCUGAUGAAGAGACUAUGGAUUAUAUAAUUAGUAGAGUUAAGCGAAAGGGUGGUAAAGGAGGUGGUGGUGGUAGGGGUAGUGGUAAAGGUGGUGGUGGUAAGGGUGGCAAAUAUAAAGGUUGGCGAAUUCAUGGUAGUGGUGGUGGUGGCAGAUUUGGGGGUAUAUUUUUAGGCAGAAGGUAUCGUUACACAAGUUGUCAUCAAUUUGGCAAUAAUACUAAUGACACUAAUUAUUGUGAUAAAUUUGAUCACUGUCAAUGGCUAACCAAAGUGUAUGUAUGCUAUAUUAUACUACCGGUGCCCAUAAUUGCCGUUCAUUUUGAUGAUUUCGAUCGGAGGGUUCUGUUUGUGGCAACGAUUAUCACAAGCUUUUUGAUUGUGUCGACGUAUGUCAUACUCAUUGUUAUCAAUUUAAUCGACAAUUUGUUGAAUACAAUUGAAUGGAGUUAUAUGUUAUUGGAAUAG